CCCGCUACCUUUAAAAAAAAAAAAAAAAAAAAGAAAGCUCCGCUGUGUGUAAUUUACGGGGGUUACAAACCUCCGCUACUCUGAAAAAAAGGCGCAAAAUCUAAAAUUUUCCCUCAUCAUAUUUUGCCCAACAUUCUAAAUCUCCGCUCAUUUUAUUUUCGUCUCUCUCUAGAAAGCACUAAACACUCUCUCUCUCUCUCUCUCUCUCAGUUCGAUAUGCCAAAGACUAAGUGUUGGCAGAACUUUCAAAAACCAGUUCAGUCACUACCUACUUCACAAGGUGUAGUACAACCGACGCUGCCAGUUAAGGCCAAUGUACAACCGACCCCGUCAAUUCAGGCAACAAGACGUUUCAAUGUGUCCGGUUGCACAUUGUGACACUCAUUUCAGAUCCCAAAGCAUGAAAUCAGUUCAAUCACUAUCUACUUCACAAAGUGUAGCACAACCGACACUGCCAGUUCAGGCCAAUACACAACCAACCCUGUCAAUUCAGGCAACAAGACGAUCAUUUGAGGCCACAUCAAAGCUGGUUCCGUCAAUUCAGGCAACAGGACGAUCAGUUCAGGCCGCAUCACAAUCGGCUUCAUCAAAUCUGGCCGCAUCACAGUCGAUUUCAUCAAAUCAAGCUGCAUCACAGCCAGCACCAUUCAGGAAACGUGUUGGACGUGUGUCUAAUACACAUUGGACCGUAGAUGCGAUAGAUUCAGACAAAAAUAGAAAGACACUCAGACUGACAAUCAAGGAAGUGCUGAAUUUAUCUAGUGAAGACUAUAUUGUGCUCGAUUUUGAUUACCUGGAUGCUCCAUUUGGAGAAGCACAAGCUCUUCUUGCUGGCUUUUGUGGAAUUUUAGUAGCUGAUUCCUCUUUAUUUCCGAUGCACUUUGAGAAAUGGUCGGAUUUACCUAUAUCAUACUUCGAUCGCGUCUUUGAUCAAAUUAUGAAGCCCCGAUUUUGUUUUCAGACAACCGAGUCAGUUGCACGAAAAUAUGUUUAUGAUUCUAUUUUGAAGAAGUGGAGUGCGAACAGGCUAGACAUAUGGGAAGCGUUCCGUGACCCACUUAAGAGCAAAGCUCAGAUUAUGGAUAAUGUUCCACCUGGAAUUCCACGGGAUCAGUGGACUUCUUAUUGUUAUUAUUGUUUUAAAGAAGAAACAAAGGAAAUGUGCAAAAGGAAUGCUGAAAAUCGAAAGAAACAAACCAUUCCACACACCGGUGGAUCCAAAGUUAACUCUAGAAGAAGGGCUGAAAUGCUGGCUGAGACCGGACAAAUGCCUGGACGAGCACAAAUUUAUCUUGCCACUCAUAAGAAUGAAAAUGGAGCAUAUGUUAAUGAGGCGGCAAAAGAUAUAUGUGAAAAAAUUCAGAUAACUUUGAGUCAAAGCACAGUGGAUGAGUCUGUAGUAUCGCCAGAUGAUGCAGUUGGCAAGGUUCUAGGAAAAGAGCACUCUGGAAGGGUAAGGUGUUUGGGGUUAGGAGCUGUCCCCAGCAGAGGUUUUAAACAAACAAGAUCUCGAUUUGGUGGUAUGAGUUCUUCAAGGAGUGAAGGUUCAUGUUCGUCCCAUUGUCAAGAAAACUACAAUAUUUUGUUGAAUGCUCACAAAGAAAUGGUGAAUAAUCACAAUCAAGUAAUGAAUGCUUUGAAAACAUAUAUGAUAAUGAAAGAAGGGAUGUUACCAGAACAAUUUGCGGGGUUAUUUCCUUCUCCUACAACGCCAAGUGAUGCGGUAAGUGCAUCUCGUUCACCCAUGGAUGCAAGAAGAUCUUAUGGUGUUAGUAAUCGUAGUGACAACCCUUGAAGUUCCCUGUAAUCGUAUUAGAUGAUUAAUUACGACAAUGUAAUUGGUGGAUCGGAUGUUAGAAUGGUUGGAGUGAAUGAUGUGCUAAAUUUAGUUUGUAAAACUAACGAUACUACUUUAUGAUAAUAAUUUUGUGUUAAAAAAAUAUGUUGUUAUUUCUUAUUAA
Messenger RNA from Lycium barbarum (goji berry), 1961 nucleotides. RefSeq lists its product as uncharacterized. The record is from RefSeq and is a predicted model, not a curated record. NCBI's taxonomy places the organism in Eukaryota, Viridiplantae, Streptophyta, Magnoliopsida, Solanales, Solanaceae. The coding region runs from base 314 to 1795 and encodes 493 amino acids. The transcript is spliced from 10 exons.